Molecule: messenger RNA, 2592 nt
Organism: Andrographis paniculata
Lineage: Eukaryota; Viridiplantae; Streptophyta; Magnoliopsida; Lamiales; Acanthaceae
Exons: 8
Coding region: 119-2329 (736 amino acids)
Source: RefSeq, a predicted model, not a curated record
CAUCCCACCGCAGCAGCGUCACCAGAAAUCACUCUCGUGGUGGCUUCUCCACCUUCAAUUUCUCACGGGCAACAAAUCGUAUUUCCCAAACUGUGACGAGUUUUCAGAAAAUACAGUCAUGAAGGAUGAAAUUGAAGGAGAGAAAGUGGAUGAUGUGGUUGAUUUAGUGGAUCUGUCUCCGACAAGUAACAAAUCCCAGUGUCAAGUUCCUUCCCAAAGCAACUCUGCUAUAAGGCCUGCUAAAAAAAGCCAACGCGCAAAUAAGAAUUGGAGUAUUGACGAGGAUGUUGAGUUGACUAAUGCAUGGUGCAAUGUGCCGGCGAAGGCACAGGUUGGUGUUGGACAAAAAAAGAUAAAGUUAUGGGAGCGUGUAUGCGAGAAUUUUGUUAAGCGCAUGGAAGACAAGCACAAAGUAAGUAGAUUAGAAAAUGAGAGGACACCUGGAGGAUGUGAGAAUCGGUGGAUGGAAAUUCGAUCACAGUGUAUUAAAUGGUCCGCCAUACGAGUUCAGACGCAACCACAUUAUCAUAGUGGAUGGAGCCCAACAGAUUUUGAUCAAUAUUGCCGAACAAGAUAUUUGACUAAACAUGAAUCAAACUUCAAGUGUGAAGCAAGCUGGCAUAUACUAAAAGAUCAUCCGAAGUGGAUGGAACUUGUUAGUGGAAAGAAAUGCAAAGUAAGUGGGCAGUCAAGUACGUUUGCUAAAGAAGUUAUCGGGGAGGCAAAUGAGGUUCAGAGACCUGUUCAAGGCCACUCUCCAGUCACCCCUAUUGACUCUAGUUCAGGGGCGGUACGUAUACAUACUAAUUCCUCAGAAAAAGGUCCAAAUCCAUCAGAACUAGGAGGCCCUGCUGCAAUUGAUAUGGAACAUCCCGUUGGAGCAUGUAACAAGUCAAAUGAUGAGCGGCAACAAAAGAUACAAAGGCACGAAGAGUCUCAAGUUCAAGUUCCUUCCAAAAGCAACCUUGUUGUAGGGCCUGUUAAAAAAAAUCAACGUGCAAAUAAGAAUUGGAGUAUUGACGAGGACGUGGAGUUGACUACUGCAUGGUGUAAUGUGCCGACGGAUGUACGAAUUGGCGUUGGACAAAAAUUAUGGGAGCGUGUAUGCGAGAAUUUUGUUGUGCUCAUGGAAAAUAACCACAAAGUAAGCAGAUCCGAAAAUAUUAGAACACCUGGAGGAUGUGAGAAUCGGUUGAUGGAAAUUCGAACACAAUGCAGUAAAUGGUCAGCCAUACGAGUUGAGGCGCAACAACAUUAUCGUAGCGCAUGUUGCUCAGCAAAUUUUGAAGAAUAUUGUCGAAAAACAUAUUUCAAUCAAUACCAAUCUAACUUCAAGUGUGAGGCAUGCUGGAAUAUACUAAAAGAUCAUCCGAAGUGGAUGGAAUUUGUUAGCGGAAAGUUAAGCAAAAUAAGUGGGUGGUCAAGUACGUUUGCUAAAGAAGUUGUUGGAGAGGCAAAUGAGGUCCAGACACUCGUUGAAGGCCACUCUCCAUUCGCACCUAUUGACGGUACUUCAGGGGAAGCGCAUAUAAAUAAUUCCUCAGAGAAAAACCCGAGUCCAUUAAAACUAGGAGGCCCUAUUGCAACUGAUUUGGAACAUCUAAUUGGAGUUAAGAAGACUACGGCCUGUAACAAGCCAAACAAUGAGCGGCAACGAAAGAUAAAGAGGCACAAAGAGUCUCAAGCCUCAAUUUCUCGAACCAUUUACGAUGACAAUCGAAAAAGAGACUUAAAGAGAGAUAAGGAACAUGAGACCGUGUCUAAAAGAGAGCAUUCAAUAAAGAUUACCAAAGAAUAUGCAAACAUAGCUACAGAGCUUGAGAAUAUCGGUGAAAGGUUGAUGGCUGCAGUAGAUAAAUUGAAAGAAUUGGACAAGGACAAUUUAGACACCGAGGACGAAAAGAGAAUGUACGUAAUGCGGAAAGAGCAUGUGGAACACUACAAGCGUGCUUAUAACAUGUUGAAAGCAACUCUCAAAUCACUUGAAGAAGCAAAUUCUCCAAACGUGAAAGUGGCCGAAACAAGUUCUCCAAAUGCGAAAGUGGCCGAAACAAGUUUUCUAAACGCGAAAGUGGCCGAAACAAGUUUUCCAAAUGCGAAAGUGGCCGAAAAAAGUUUUCCAAAUGCGAAAGUCGCCGAAAAAAGUUUUCCAAAUGCAAAAGUGGCCGAAAAAAGUUUUCUAAACGCAAAAGUGGCCAAAACAAAUGCUCCAAACGCGAAAGUGGCCGAAACAAGUGGUAGGUGUACUGACAAAAGGAAGCGACAUUUCAAUGAUUAUAGUGAUUUGGAUUGCCCCCCGGGAUUUGAAAAGCACAAAGUGUGUAAGUAAUGCAUGCUUUUGUGUGACUGACCAGAUUGAGUGACCUUGUAGAUUUAUUUUAUGGCAUUGGGGAUUGAGUGAAUUCUUAAAUUAUGAGUUUUCAGAUGUUGGGAUAUCUUAUAGUAGCAGGUUAAGACUGUCGGAUUAUAGUUUUUGACUUUGUUGUUGUCUGUUUGGUGUUCUUCCAUUUUAUGUCAGUGUAAUUUUGGAGGGAACAAGAUAUUGUGAAAUUAAUUUAGUCUAUGCGGAAAUUAGCGGUAUGUGUUACUUUU